This is a messenger RNA of Aspergillus caelatus, 900 nucleotides long. RefSeq lists its product as uncharacterized. The record is from RefSeq and is a predicted model, not a curated record. Bases 94 to 786 code for a protein of 230 amino acids. The transcript has a single exon. NCBI's taxonomy places the organism in Eukaryota, Fungi, Ascomycota, Eurotiomycetes, Eurotiales, Aspergillaceae.
AUAAAAUCAAGAAAAGAGUCAAAAGAGAACCAAAAAUUCAGAAAAGUCGAACUCAAUUUCUUGCAUUCCAGAUACUGAGUUGUCACAUCGAUCAUGUCAGGGUUACUAAAGUCACGGUAUGCUCUGUGCCUUACCUGCCUGAUUCUAGACUUGACAAGGAAAAAGAAAAAGCAAAAGGGAAUCCUUGCAGGACGUGCCAAGUUUCCAACUCAUUCAUACUUGGUCAACAACAACAACAACAACAACAGCCACGGACGCAUUUCAUUCUCCGUCUGUGCCGUUCUCCACCAAAUACACUCCGGGCACGGUGCAGUUCUCAUCCCUAUCCUAUCAUUGCCGGAUCUGCAUCUCUAUACUAGUAUCCUCAUUCCUUUGUUUCUCCUGGACCAAACCAGCCAUGCUCCACAGUUCAUUCAUCUCAAAUUAGAAAAAGAGCGUCCAUUGGGCGGUUGUCCGAUGCAUCCAUGGCAGCAGGGAAAAGUUUUGGUCGGGUCCAGUCCGACAUCCGAUCGAUUAGGACCACCAGGUUACCAGAGCGUUUGGAGCCCCUCCAUCCAUGCUCGGUUACAUGACCAUCUCCACGUUGAUCAAACAGACUACAUGCAGGAGGUGAAUCCCCACUUCUAUACCAUGCCGUGCGAGGUCCCGUUCCGGUCGGUGUACCAGUCUACAACACUGAACCGAGUGAGAGUGGAGAAGAGCGGAGACCAGAUCGGGUGGAACAGCAGGCACGCGAAACAACCAGCUACUCGGUUGCGAUGGUUCGGCCCAGAGUUACCAUUUUAGGUGAUUACCCUCAACUGUAUUUGGGUAAGGGUGGUUGUUAUACAGUUCCGAUCCACCAAGUUACAACAAUUUUUCAUGCUGACCAAUACGAGGAAUUAUAUAGAAAAUGCAGUA